Dentiscutata heterogama is the source of this 150-nucleotide messenger RNA. The record is from the annotation of a GenBank genome assembly. NCBI's taxonomy places the organism in Eukaryota, Fungi, Glomeromycota, Glomeromycetes, Diversisporales, Gigasporaceae.
AUGAAUGAGUUAAUGAAUAUACUUCCAGAAGAUGAAAAUGAAAGUGUGAUAGAUGUGGAAAAUCAAACUGACAAUAAAGAAAAUACCACUGAUGAAACUGAUGAUAAAAAUUUAAUAGAUUAUGAAUAUGUAAUGGAUAAAAAUAAUUAA